This is a messenger RNA of Paramecium octaurelia, 383 nucleotides long. NCBI's taxonomy places the organism in Eukaryota, Ciliophora, Oligohymenophorea, Peniculida, Parameciidae. The record is from the annotation of a GenBank genome assembly.
AUGCAAAUCAUAAAAAUUGCCAUUCAGAAGGAUGUGUACAUUUGUUCCAGACCCUUGAAUCGAUUCGAAGAUUUGAGACAAGAAUACCAAUCUAUAAGUAUACAGCAUUAAAAUAAGGAGGACUUAAUAUUCUAGUAAUACAUUGUUUAAUAGGAAUAGCUUUGUUGAUGAAGAAGGAGAUAAAGUAGUGAUUACAAAUGAUUAUGAUUUGGAAGAUUUCAAGAAAUAACAUCCGAAGUUUUUGAAGAUCAGAGUUGAGUUUAGAGAUAGAAACAAUUUGAGUGAAAGAGUGUAUAAUAGAGAAAUAACCAAAGAUGCAAUGAAACAAAAGAUUAUGCAGCUCUUACAAUAAUAUUGACAGGUGUUGAUGUUCUUUAUGUUUU